Monoraphidium neglectum is the source of this 1413-nucleotide messenger RNA. RefSeq names its product polyribonucleotidenucleotidyltransferase. The annotation marks the transcript as partial. Gene Ontology annotation, cellular component: chloroplast stroma; mitochondrion; cytosol. The transcript is spliced from 14 exons. Gene Ontology annotation, molecular function: polyribonucleotide nucleotidyltransferase activity; RNA binding; 3'-5'-RNA exonuclease activity. Gene Ontology annotation, biological process: mitochondrial mRNA catabolic process; mitochondrial RNA 3'-end processing. The record is from RefSeq and is a predicted model, not a curated record. Lineage: Eukaryota; Viridiplantae; Chlorophyta; Chlorophyceae; Sphaeropleales; Selenastraceae.
AUGGGCGAGACGGUCCUGUACACUACCGUGUGCUGCGAGAACACGCCGAAGGGCGACGGGUCGUUUGUGCCGCUGCAGGUCAACUAUCAGGAGCGCUUCAGCGCCGCAGGCCGCACGAGCGGCUCUUACCUGAAGCGCGAGGGCCGCCCCAAGGACGACGACGUGUUGGUGGCGCGGCUGGUGGACAGGCCGCUGCGGCCCAUGUUCGACAAGGGUUGGUCGAACGACACGCAGGUGCUGCAGUGGGUGCUGUCUUAUGACGGCGUCAACCAGCCGGAGCCGCUCGCCAUCACGGCGGCCGCGGCGGCGCUCAUGGUGUCGGACAUCCCCCUGAAGAAGGCGGUGGCCGGCGUGCGCGUGGCGCUGCUGGGGGAGGGCCUGUGGGUCGUCAACCCCACAGCCGUGCAGAUGGCCGCCAGCCGGCUCGACCUGGUCAUGGCGGGCACCAAGGAUGCGGUGCUCAUGAUCGAGGGCUUCUGCGACUUUUUGUCAGAGGAGCAGAUGAUCGAGGCCGUCGGCGUCGGCGAGCGGGCGAUCAGCAAGAUGUGCGCCGAGAUGGAGGAGUGGGCCGCCAAGGUCGGCAAGCCCAAGCGGACUGACAGGGUGCUGCUGCCUGCUGGCCUUGAGGAGCGCGUGAUUGCCCUCACGCGGGACGCAGUGGAGGCCGCAUACAGGGCGCCCACUGCCAAGGACGUCCGGACCGCAGCCGUUGAGGCGGCGCGGUUGGCCAUGGUCGCCGCCAUAGAGGCGUCUGGGGACUUCCCUGGGGUGACAGACGUGCAGCUCCAGAUGGCGUUCAAGGCGGCCGAGUCGUCGGUGAUGCGCGGCCUCGUGCUGCGGGAGGGCACGCGCGCCGACGGCCGCGGCGUGACGGACGUGCGACCCAUCACCAGCCGCGCGGCGCUGCUGCCGCGCACGCACGGGAGCGCGCUGUUCACGCGCGGGGAGACCCAGGCCCUCUGUGUCGCCACGCUCGGCACCGCCGCGGACGCCCAGCGCAUCGACGGCAUCCGCUCCGCCGCCUCCGACAGCCUCGCCGGCGACAGCGACAGCGAGAGCUCCGGCCCUGGCGCCGCCGCCGGCCGCGCCAAGGACGCGUUCGAGACGUUUUAUCUGCAGUACUUCUUCCCGCCGAGCUCGGUCGGCGAGACGGGGCGCGUCGGGCCCGCAGGCCGCCGGGAGCUGGGCCACGGUGAGCUGGCGCAGCGGGCGCUGGAGGCCGUCAUCCCCUCCAAGGAUGACUUCCCCUACACGGUGCGCGUGGAGUCCACCAUCACCGAGAGCAACGGCAGCAGCAGCAUGGCAUCCGUUUGCGGCGGCUGCCUGGCGAUGCUCGACGCGGGCGUGCCGCUCAAGGAGCCCGUGGCCGGCAUCGCAAUGGGCCUCAUCCUGGAGCCCGACGGCUCUUUCAAG